Rubroshorea leprosula is the source of this 653-nucleotide messenger RNA. NCBI's taxonomy places the organism in Eukaryota, Viridiplantae, Streptophyta, Magnoliopsida, Malvales, Dipterocarpaceae. The record is from the annotation of a GenBank genome assembly.
GCAACGGACUCGAUCCCCAUUCUCUCCGUUCAGUCUUCAUCGCCGCGUUGGAACACCGUCAGUCUCUCUGCAGACGUAGGAAACCCUAGUCUGGUCGUACGACGGCUCAAGAAGAGGACAGAGGGAGACGAGAUGUCGUCCACACUCCUGAAGGUGACGGCGAGCGGCACACGAGGAGGUGGAGCAGCUCGAGCGGCUCAUAGUCAAGGACCUACAAACCGAACCGCCUACAAGCAAAGACCACCUGUUUCAGAGCCACCGUGUGCGCAACAUGAUCGACACCAUUACCUCCACUACCGAGAAACUCAUUGAGAUUUAUGAAGAUAAAGACGAUGCGAGGAAGGAUGAAAUAGCAGCUCUUGGAGACCAAACUGCAACCGGAACAAAUGUGUUUAUAAUUCGUGAGUACCACCGAAAGCAUCCAGCUGCUCGUGUUGUUGACAUUGAUGCUAAUGAAGAGUAUGAGGCACUACUUAAAGAGGAGCCUGUCAUUGAGUUUACUGGAGAGCACAUCAUCUUAUCUUACUUGAUGGUUAUGGUAAGUGUUUUGGCCUAGGUUUGGUUAUUUUUAGUCUGAGCUAUAUAUUAUGUGUCUGUGUGAUAUUUUGCAAUCAGAGUUUUUGAGGUGAGUGCUAUAAAUUAGAAAUCUUUCA